GCGACUUGUCAGUCGGCCGCGAGCAGCAGCAGCAGCAGCAGCAGCAUGGCGCAGCCUGUCUUCCAGAAGAGCAAUCCGAUCUUAGGCCGCGGCAACUACACCGCCAAGCUCACGCCGGAUGGGAAGCAGCAGAAGUUCAAGCUCGUGCGGGGCAUGAUGAUCGACUCGUCGCUGCCGCAGCAGCCGUCGAUGCUUGCGACGCGCGCCGACAAGCACGACGAGGGCCGCUUCACGACGACCGCCCGCGACAUUGGCCAGCUGCCCGAGCUCGAAGAGAGCAAGUUUGCGCCGGCGAAUGCGACCAAAGUGCUGCGCUUCUACGCCUUCUUUGAAGAGACGGUCGACGAGAGCCCGGCUGAGCUCUUUCGCCUUCGCCGCACGAUGCUGCUCUUCUACUUGCGCGACGACACGAUUGAGAUCAUCGAGAACCGCGUCGCCAACUCGGGCUUGCCCCAAGGCACGUACCUCAAGCGCGGCAAGCUCAUGAAGCCCAACAACGCGGGCCAUUACCGCUUUGACGAUAUUUUCAUUGGCAUGAACUUUCCGAUCUUUGGUCGCACGUUCAAGCUCUACAGCUGCGACGCGUUCACGCGGACGUACUACGCCGAGAACGCGUUUGAGCUGUCGCGCAACAUUGAGAUUCCAAAGGACGAGUACACCAUGACCCGCGACGAGAUCUCCAAGCUCUGCGGCGGCGAGCCCGGUCACUUUUACGGCAAGAAGAACAGCGCGCUCAAGACGUUUAUGGAGGCGACGCUCGGCAACCACGGGCUCAACAGCGCCAAGAAGGCCAAGUUCUUAUCCAACGCGCGCAAGGUGCUGCACUUCGAGUGCGAGUACGACGACCGGCAAAAGCUCUACGGCGACCUCACGCCGUACAGCCUCAACUACUUUCUCGAAGACGAUACGAUCGAGAUCAAGGAGGUCGAGCGGCCCAACUCGGGCAGGGACCCGUUCCCGCUGCUUCUGUCGCGCUCGCGCCUCUUGAAAGCGUGGGAACAUGCGAUCCACGACGAGCAGGACCGCGGCGUCGAAGAGCCGACGGGCCGCGACGCUUACUACAACGAAGACGACCUCUUUGUCGGCGCCGUCCUCAACGUCUACAGCCGUUCGCUCAAACUCGUCGACGCCGACGAGUACACGCGCGCGUACUACAAGGAGGCGUGGAACCUCGACCUCGAAGCGCCAAAGUACACACCCCCGGCGCCCAAGGAGAACGAGAAACCCGCGCCGCCGCCGUACACGGGCUACGGCACCGAAGAAGACUCGAUGGGCUCCGUGACGCAUUUGGUGCCCAAAGUCCCCAAGAAGGACUUUAUCAAGAUGACGACGAACGACCACAAGCUCCUCCGCUUCAGCGCGCGCAUGGUCUCGAGUCGGCGCGAGCAAGCGGCGCGGCGGUUCAUUGUGACGUUUUACCUUGCGGACGACACCAUCUCGAUCUACGAGCCGGAGCAGCGCAACUCGGGCAUCGUGAGCGGCAAGUUCCUCGAGCGCGGACCGCACAAGAGCCCCGCGGGGGUCCGCUACGGCCUCAACGACUUCUUCAUCGGGAACGAGCUCAGCUUCAACGCGUACAAGUUUCUCAUCUUUGACGCGGACGACUACACCAAGCACUACUUUGGUAUUCCUACCUCGUCCUAAACAUUCGAAUAUACAAUGUACAUUAAUGCGCCA
Saprolegnia diclina VS20 is the source of this 1677-nucleotide messenger RNA. RefSeq lists its product as hypothetical. The record is from RefSeq and is a predicted model, not a curated record. Gene Ontology annotation, cellular component: axoneme; mitotic spindle. The transcript has 4 exons. The coding region runs from base 46 to 1644 and encodes 532 amino acids. Gene Ontology annotation, molecular function: alpha-tubulin binding. Gene Ontology annotation, biological process: mitotic spindle organization; cilium-dependent cell motility; mitotic cytokinesis. NCBI's taxonomy places the organism in Eukaryota, Oomycota, Saprolegniomycetes, Saprolegniales, Saprolegniaceae.